AUGGACUUUCACUCCAAUGAACGUGCAAAGCUGAAUUCACGAGAAGAUGCAGUGGUCCUAACUCAACACCAGAAAGCAGGGAAGGCCUCUUCUUCACAAAGCAUCUCUUCUCAAGACAAGGGAAAUGAUGCUGGACGCUGCGUCAGCCAAGACAACGUGCCUCAGCCUGAGUUGCCCGUGGAGGCCGCAGCCUGUAGUCAGGCAGCAGGAGAAAAGGCUGCCUUCUCAGAACAUCUUAUUGGUGUCUCCACCCCAUCCAAGCGUCCCCGUCUUGAUGAGGAUGAGAUCAAGGAGCUGCCUGUAUCCCAGCACUCGGAGCAAACGGAGGACUCCUCUGACUAUUUACAGACCUACAUUCCGUCCCAUGCACUUAAUAAGAACGAGCCCUUUCAGUCCCCAGUACAUGGGACAGAUGUGAGGCCCAUGAAAAUGUACUAUAUGCGUGUACAAUUGGAAAGGGGUCAUCACAGCCCCGUGGUGGACAAACCUGUGCUCUUGCCGCCCCGCCUGGGCCUCCCCUACAACCUCAUGGCUGACCACCUCAGGUGCAGCAUCCAGGGCGGGGUGGAUGUGCACAGCGCCAGCGAGGACGCCAGUGCCUGCAGACACCUGGUCAUCUGGAAGAUUGGACAAGACGCCAAGACCAAGCGCUGA
This is a messenger RNA of Eptesicus fuscus (big brown bat), 654 nucleotides long. RefSeq lists its product as uncharacterized. The record is from RefSeq and is a predicted model, not a curated record. Lineage: Eukaryota; Metazoa; Chordata; Mammalia; Chiroptera; Vespertilionidae. The coding region runs from base 1 to 654 and encodes 217 amino acids. The transcript has 5 exons.